GUGACGCAUACCAGGCCACGAUUGAAAGAGAGAUGUUUUGAAUGUGAGGUUGAAGGUGCUGCAUUGUACCUUCACUGUGAUUUGAGAAAGUCAAAUAAAUGACUCUUGGGAGAAGAAAAGAUGCCAAACCUGAAGAUAAAAAUCAUACUUUUAAAAAUGAAAAUAAUGUGACGGUUUUGUGCACAUACAACAGAUCCUACAGUUCAUGAUUCUACGAAGUGUUGCUGCUCUUUUUCACACAUUGCUACUCCCUGUGCCCUCCGACAACUGAAGAAAAAUAUAAUAAUGUCUCUGUUCAAAGCAAGGGAACUGUGGUCAACGCAAUGUGGUGCUGAUGAAACAUUUGAUCAGACAAGUAUUACAAUUGCCAGUAUUGAAGGAGCAUCAGAGAAUAUAAUUGUUGGCAGUCACAAUGGUUUUCUCUACAUAUUCCAGCCUUCCACAGCAAAAUCAGAAGAUGGAAAAUUCAUUGGAUACAAACCUUGUGAUCUCCUCAUUGAAACACAUCUUGCACAUCCAAUUUUGCAAGUGUGUGUAGGAAAACUUGUUUCGGGUUCGCAGAAUCUGCAGAUAGGUAUUUUGCAUCCUCAGAGUGUUGCUGUCUAUAGUCUCAUAACAAGACACGGGGCUGCAGAGCAUGGCGAUCAAAGAAGUUUGGCAUUGGCAUAUGAACAUCAGCUACGGCGAUCAGCAUUUAAUAUGGUCAUUGGUCCAUUUGGUGGUGCAAGAAGCCGUGAUUUUAUUUGUGUACAGUCUCUUGAUGGAGCUUUAUGCUUUUUUGAACAAGAAACUUUAUCUUUCAUACAGUUUCUACCGAAUUUCUUAUUGCCAGGGCCAGUUGUAUAUUUAGUACAAUUAGACGCAUUUGUUACAGUCUCUUCACAUCUUCAUAUUGAAUGUUACAGUUACCAGCAACUUGCUGAAAGAAGUAGAAUCAAAGACCAAGAUGUCCAAGAAGGGAGAAAAUUGGUUGCAGAGUGGUCUUACAAUCUUGGAGAAGCAGUUAUUGAUAUUGAGAUAGUUUCGUGGACCUCUCAUGAUGACAUAGUAGUGCUGGGUGAAAGAAACUUCUUCUGUGUACAGCAAAAUGGUGUAUUAAAGUUUAUGAAGAGAUUAGAAUACAGACCAUCCUGCUUUUAUCCAUAUAUAGCUGAAUCCAGUGGCAAACUAAUGGUUCUUAUUGGGACUGAGAUGAAUACUUUGUUAAUUUAUGAGCAAACCACUCUUCGCUGGUCUUGUCAACUUGUUGUGUGCCCUAUUGCUGUGAAGAAGAUAAAUUUGCAGGAUCUUAAAGGAGUUCUUGCAGUCCUAUCAGAAGAUGGCUUAAUUCAUUGUUGCUAUCUUGGAACAGAGCCAUCACUGUUUAUUCCACCACCUUUGGAAGUGACAGAUAUUAAUUACCAGGAAGCUGGCAAGGAGCUGGCAGAACUGCAGAAAAUCAUUAAUUCUUAUAGCAAGGACAGUACAAUCACACUAGCAAGUGGCGCAGCAGAGCGUGAAGUUUGUGUUGAAGUGAACAUGAAUUCCCGACUAGAAACAACUUCACAUGAACAUAUGCUGGGAGCAGGGAUUGAUCCUCCUGCAUGCCAGAUUUCUGUCCAUUUACGUCCACAUGUGCCUCUUAAUAAGGUGCAAGUUGCAGUCAUAGUACAACCACCACUGGAGGCCUCCCAAGUUUCACACACUGUCAACAGCCUGUGUGGAGAAUUUCAUUGGACGACAUAUAUAUAUUUAUCUCAGCCGGGUGAUGUCCCUUCUCUGGAGAUGAGAGUUGUUACUUCAUAUGUUACAAACAGCAGGAGCAUUCCACGCAUCUUGCAACAUUUUGCACAACUUCCACUAAAGCUUGUAGCAAAGCCAUGUGCCCCAGAAAAAAAUGCUGAAUUCAAAAUAGCAAUUAAUUCAAAUCUGCCUGUUGUUGAACCACUGGUACUAUUCCCAGAAUUUUCAUUUGAAGAUUCAGGACCUGAAACUGUUUCUAGUGUUGGAUUUGCACCAUGUUUUUUGGAAAAAAAUAUAGUCACAGUCUCUACUGUAAAAUCUUCGCAACAAUAUCAUCUUCAGUGCAAUACAUUUUCAUCUCUGUGCCUUUUUGUAUACCAAUUGGUGCACAGACUUAAUAAGCAUUUUGCUAAAAACAAGCAGUUCUCAUGUGGCUACACUUCAUCAUUACCUCUGCAGGAGCUGUUCGAGGCCAUAGAAGCUCGGUUCAGAUGUAGAAAGGAAUCAUUUAAAUUAGAGGCAAAUCUUGCACGAAAAGCUGCUCAGUUUAGAAUUGUUCAACGAAGACUUCUUACUAAGUUUAAAGAUAAAAUUCUGACACCAAUGAAUAACUUGGAAAAUCUUCUGAAAGACACAUAUACAAAAAUUUUAAUAUCUACUGACCUUCUGGAAGAAAACCAAAAAAAGAUGAAGUAUUUGAGUAUUCAAGUUAGUUGUUGUGUACGACUACUACUUUUCCUGCUGAAGUUACAAAAUCCUUCUUCACAGAACAAUGUAGCCGAUCUUGAAUCAGCACUCAGCUGUUCAGUAAAUGAUUCAGAUGAUCAGGGCUGGGAUGAAAUAACUGAUGCAGCAGUGUCAUACUUACUUCGAACAUCACUGGCAAAAUCUGUGAAAGACCAACAGCGAUCAGCACCAAUUUCUCUAGAUGCAUUGCAGGAUAUAGCAAGGGUUAAAAAACAUAUUUCAAUGGCUUUUGAGAGAACCUGUAGAGGUAGUCAACUUCCAGGGAAGAAAGAACAUAAUGUUGAAUCAAGCACUCUCCAUGUGGGAAUUAGCCCUAUACCAGAGGCUACUGAAAUAAAUGAAGAUGAUGAAGGAACAAUACCAAGAGGUUCUCAACUUGCAGAGAAGAAGCAAUCUAAUUUAGUACCAGGGACACCUGCUGGCCUCCUGACAACAAGACGAGCCAAAUUACAACUGCCAGCCAUUCCAGAUGGAAGUCAGUAUAAGACUGACUUCAAGAAACCUGCCACUCUUCAGGUGUCUUCUCUGGAGAAAGACAAGCCACCCGAAUUUCCACCUGAACCUCUAGAGAAUAUAAAAGUAACACACACAGCAGAAUCUCCUGAAGAAGAUGAUGAUAUCUGGUAACCAUAUAUUGACAACAAAUGACUGAACAUCUUUACUUAGAAUCUAAAUGGGAUCAAGCUUGACAAAUAUGGGAAAACAUGCAUAUAUGAGGGCUUUUAUUAGCAGAACUCAUUAUGUCUGUGUUGUACAUUUGAUGAGUUUUUGUACAUUCAUUAUUAGAAUGCACUGUCAUAAAUUUAUUCAAUAUGUAUCAGUACAAAAUUUGUACUACACAAACUACAAAAUGUUCCUGUAAAGGUCAUAACAUAACUACCAAGAAAAUUAUUAUUCAUUGUUUACUACAGUUUUUCAGCAUAUUGUGGUUAUAUUUUCUGAGAUUUACAUUGCUCAUCCUUAUUAAUGAAGGAAAAUAUGAAUACGUCACCAGGACUUUUCAACAAAUAAUUUCAGAUAAUGUUGGUGAAUUAGGUAUGAAACCAUCAGUUUACACAAUAAAGAACUUGUACUGUAAUACAGUAGUUUAAUUUAUACAACAAGACCUAAUAAACA
Molecule: messenger RNA, 3585 nt
Organism: Schistocerca serialis cubense
Lineage: Eukaryota; Metazoa; Arthropoda; Insecta; Orthoptera; Acrididae
Gene: BBS9
Product: protein PTHB1
Exons: 15
Coding region: 286-3096 (936 amino acids)
Biological process (GO): cilium assembly
Cellular component (GO): BBSome; membrane
Source: RefSeq, a predicted model, not a curated record